AUGGUUGCCACUGAUGCAUCCCUGGUGUCAGCUGAACAAAAGAUAAUUACAUUCAACAUUUCACGUAGGAACCCAGCUUAUGGAACAGUUCUUGCUCUUUCUGCACUUGAUUUCGACAUCGAAAAAUCGGCGAUUUUCACUGACGAAAUGCGUAAUGAAAUGAUACUAGAUGGGGUGAAAUAUACAAAUGACGCUUCUAUUGCACGUUUCAUAGUACGCAGUUCUGAUAAAGCGGGUGAUUUAUUUGGUAGGGAUAUUAUUGAGCAAGUUCAGGUUGAUUUUUGGGUGACAAUGGUCGAGCAGUACUUACAGCAUGGUAGCUUAAAAGAUUUGAUGAAAUUAGCUGAAGAAAAAUUAAAAACUAGUCUAUAUUUGUGCCUAAAUCGACGUACGCUUGCGGAUAUUAUGUUAUGGACUGUUAUAGCUGCAGAUGCUAAGAUUCAGCAACAAAAACAUUUUUCAUGUUUUUUCGAAAAUAUGCUACACGAUCCCUUAUUUGCUGAUGCGCAUAAUUUUGUUGGCAGAUUUCAAGUAGGGGAUCCAGAAAAGUUAGAAAGGAGGAAUAUGGAAUCGAAAAUCAUGACGACUACUGAAGGCCAAAAUAGGACAGCGAAAAGUGCUGAGGAGAAGAAAGUGAAAGAGCAAAUAAAGGAUGAGGGUAAAUUUAUAGAAUUGCCAGGUGCAGAAAAAGGAAAAGUGGUAGUUCGGUUUCCACCUGAAGCUAGUGGGUAUUUACACAUCGGACAUGCUAAAGCAGCUCUUUUAAAUCAGUAUUAUCAGCAAACUUUUGAAGGAAAAUUGAUUAUGCGAUUUGAUGAUACGAAUCCAGCUAAAGAGAAUGCACAUUUUGAGCAGGUGAUUUUGGAUGAUCUAAAAAUGUUGGAAGUGAAGCCGGAUAGGUGGACGCACACAUCUGAUCAUUUUGACUUGAUAUUAGAAAUGUGUGAACGUUUGUUACAAGAGGGAAAAGCAUAUGUUGAUGAUACGGACGCUGAGUUGAUGAGAAAGGAACGCGAAGAACGUAAGGAAAGCCGGUGCCGUAACAAUACUCCGGAGCAAAAUUUGGCGCUAUGGGAAGAAAUGAAAAAAGCGACUAUAAAAGGACAAAAAUGUUGUGUUCGAAUCAAAAUUGACAUGCAAAACAACAACGGCGCAAUGCGUGAUCCAACAAUUUAUCGCUGUAGAGCGGAAACGCAUAUUCGAACUGGAAACAAAUAUAAAGUUUAUCCGACAUACGAUUUUGCAUGUCCUAUAGUGGACAGUAUUGAAGGUGUCACACAUGCUCUUCGUACUACAGAGUACACAGAUCGCGAUGAGCAGUACUAUUUUAUUUGUGAUGUAUUAGGAUUAAGAAAACCAUAUAUUUGGUCAUAUGCUCGAUUAAAUAUGACAAAUACGGUGAUGAGCAAGCGAAAACUUACAUGGCUUGUCGAUGAACAUUAUGUGGACGGAUGGGAUGAUCCACGACUGCCAACUGUGCGAGGUGUGAUGCGACGCGGAUUAACGGUUGAAGGCUUGAAGCAGUUUAUUGUUGCUCAAGGUAGUAGCCGUGCCAUUGUUAUGAUGGAAUGGGAUAAAAUCUGGUCCUUUAAUAAAAAAGUGAUUGAUCCAGUUGCUCCUCGUUAUACUGCUCUUGCUUGUGCAGAAAACCUUGUUCAAGUAACGGUUAUGGAUAACUUGGUUGAAGAAUCAAAGAAAGUGUCAUUACAUCCGAAGAAUGCUGAAGUUGGAACAAAAAUUGUUUGGUAUAGUAAAAAGAUGCUAGUGGAAGAAGUUGAUGCACGAGAAAUGAAAAUUGGUGAUUCAGUGACAUUUAUUAAUUGGGGAAAUGUAAAAAUUUGCGACAUAUUGAAAGAUGGUGAUAAGAUAACAGAAAUCAGAGCAAAGCUUGAUUUAGAAAAUAAGGAUUACAAGAAGACAUUAAAAGUAACGUGGAUUGCUGACACAAAGCAAGGACCACAAAUUCCAGUAAAAAUAAUUGAAUAUUCUCACAUUAUCAGUAAGGCUAUUAUUGGGAAAGAUGAAGACUGGAAGCAGUUCGUUAAUUAUAAUUCUAUGAAAUAUCUCGACUUCAUCGGUGAGCCUGCAAUGAAAGAAAUACGUAAAGGUGAUAUUAUCCAGUUGCAACGUAAAGGAUACUAUAUAUGUGAUUUAGCCUACACAUCAAAAAGCGCAUAUUCUGGAUUCGAAGUGCCUAUCAUUUUGAUUCUGAUACCAGAUGGCAGUAAUAAACCUGUUAAAUCAAUUCAAACGGCUACAAAGGAGUUUUCUUCUACCUUAGAAUCGAGGACAACAAACGGUGAAAUUCAUAUAAAUAAAAAUGCAUCAACAGGCGAAGUGGACAUACUUAAGCUUAGUCAACAGAUCAAGGAGCAAGGUGAUUUGGUGAGAUCCUUGAAAGCAGCAGACCCAAAAGGUGUAAAAACUAAGGAAGCAAUUGCUAUUCUUCUGAAUUUGAAAGAAGUUUAUCAAAAAUUAUCCACUGCGGAUAGCAAAGCAGGCAAACUACCCUCAUCAGAAAGUGCCAAAGACUUGUAUCAGAGGAUCGAAGAACAAGGAAAUCUUGUUCGGUCUUUGAAAGCUGCUGAUCCUAAAAGUAAUGAAACUAAAGCUGCUAUAUCAUAUCUAUUGGAUCUUAAAAAACAGUACAAGGAAAGUACUGGUUUGGAAUAUAAGCCGAGAUCAACAAUUUCGUCACAAGAACAAGAGCAAUUGACGGCGGAGCGGAAAAGUAUAGAAGAAUUGUACAAGCAGAUUGAGCAACAAGGCAAUGUAGUUCGUGCAUUGAAAGCUGUGAAUCCAAAAAACGAAGAAACGAAGACAGCGAUAGCGAAGCUUUUGGAUUUGAAACAGAAGUAUAAGGAAAUGACAGGGACGGAAUAUAGACCGGAAAUCGUACCUUUUGCAUCAUGUGAUAAACCGAGAAGUGAUAGCACAAAAUGUAAAGAAACAUUUGCGAGAAAAAUAGCUCAACAAGGCGAUUUAGUGAGGUGUUUGAAAACAAAAGAUGCAAAAGCGCAAGGAACGAAGGAUGCGAUAGCGGAAUUACUGAAAUUGAAGAAACAGUAUAAGGAUGAAUUUGGUGAGGAAUAUGUAGCGAAUACUGCUGACACGAAUACUUCUAUUCCGAAGGUUGCAAUAAUUACGAGUGAAAGAAAUCAAAAAGGUAAUGGUAAAAAAACAAAGAAAGAAGAAGUCGAAUCUAAAAUGGCAGGAACAUCGAUUAAGACGAUGGAGACGAUGAAACAAACAAAACUGGGCCUUGAUGUUAAAAAGGAUGAAAAUUUAGCGGAGUGGUAUUCGCAGAUCAUAACAAAGGCGGAUAUGAUCGAAUAUUACGAUGUGUCAGGUUGUUACAUACUGCGUCCAUGGUCAUUUGCUAUUUGGGAGGUAAUAAAAAAAUGGUUCGACACAGAAAUUAAGAAACUUGGUGUACGCAAUUGUUAUUUUCCGAUGUUCGUUUCACAGAAUGCUCUGCAAAAAGAAAAGGAACACAUCGCUGAUUUUGCUCCAGAGGUUGCUUGGGUAACGCGAGCUGGAAAUUCUGAUUUGAGUGAACCGAUUGCUAUACGUCCAACAAGUGAAACGGUAAUAUAUCCUAGUUAUGCGAAAUGGAUUCAGUCCUACCGUGAUUUGCCCAUUCGUUUGAAUCAAUGGUGCAAUGUUGUACGUUGGGAAUUCAAUCAUCCGACGCCAUUUUUACGAACACGUGAAUUUUUAUGGCAAGAGGGACAUACAGCGUUUCAGACGAAGGAGGAAGCUGAAAAAGAAGUUUUUGCAAUCCUAGAUUUAUAUGAGAAAGUUUACACAGAUUUGCUUGCUAUACCGGUAACAAAAGGUCGAAAAUCGGAAAAAGAAAAAUUUGCUGGUGGUGACUUUACAACUACCGUUGAAGCAUAUGUUCCUAUUAAUGGGCGAGGUAUCCAGGGCGCCACAUCUCAUCAUCUUGGUCAAAAUUUCUCAAAAAUGUUUGACAUUUCGUUCGAGGAUCCGGAAACUGGCAAAAAAACAUUUGCAUGGCAAAAUAGUUGGGGCAUGACAACAAGAACAAUUGGUGCGAUGGUUAUGAUUCAUAGUGAUAAUGAUGGUCUUGUGUUACCUCCGAGAAUUGCACCUGUUCAGGUUUCUAUUUUGUUAAUGUAG
Molecule: messenger RNA, 4143 nt
Organism: Acanthocheilonema viteae
Lineage: Eukaryota; Metazoa; Nematoda; Chromadorea; Rhabditida; Onchocercidae
Source: the annotation of a GenBank genome assembly